GUGAAAAUUUGACCCCUUGAAUGGGGGUUGUCGUGUCGGAGUUGAAACGGAUUUGGCUAGAACUGUACAGUUCAUCACGAACCUUGUGAAAGUUAGAUUGUCAUAUCCAAAAGCCGCCCGCCGUCAUCAAGCUCCUCAAGACUCCCCGACACCAAAAAAUACAUCAAUGGCCCCCUCCAAGAAGUCCAAGGCAGCCAAGUCGUCCGAGUCUAUCUCGUCUCGUCUUACGCUUGUCGUCAAGUCGGGGAAGUACACUCUUGGUUACAAAUCUGCCCUCAAGCAGAUGCGUAGCGGCAAAGCUAAGCUCGUUCUGAUUGCUGGUAACUGCCCACCACUGCGCAAAUCUGAGCUCGAGUACUAUGCCAUGUUGUCGAAGACGACCGUGCACCACUUCUCUGGCACCAACGUCGCACUCGGCACUGCUGCCGGAAAGCUUUUCCGUGUUGGUGUCAUGACUGUCACCGAUCCUGGAGACUCUGAUCUCCUCAGCUUCGCAGAGGGAAACGCUGCAUAAACUCAAAAUUGCGAUGAGAUGCCGGGAGCAUAGGCUCAUGUGCUUCAUUAUAGCCGUACUUCGCGCAUGAGCAUAGUAGCCCUUACUUAUGUUUACUACCUGACGUUAUGCUUCAUGCAAUGUAAGGACGCUGAAAUGUCCUCAGCGGAUAUGAUAUAUCCUGUCUUCUUGUCUACCCAAACGUCGAAGGAACAAGUCCAGCUCACAAACCUCCC
This is a messenger RNA of Suillus paluster, 729 nucleotides long. RefSeq names its product 60S ribosomal protein L30. Bases 167 to 514 code for a protein of 115 amino acids. The record is from RefSeq and is a predicted model, not a curated record. Gene Ontology annotation, molecular function: RNA binding; structural constituent of ribosome. NCBI's taxonomy places the organism in Eukaryota, Fungi, Basidiomycota, Agaricomycetes, Boletales, Suillaceae. The transcript has 3 exons. Gene Ontology annotation, cellular component: cytosolic large ribosomal subunit.